Molecule: messenger RNA, 1325 nt
Organism: Lycium barbarum (goji berry)
Lineage: Eukaryota; Viridiplantae; Streptophyta; Magnoliopsida; Solanales; Solanaceae
Product: purple acid phosphatase 17-like
Exons: 7
Coding region: 159-1157 (332 amino acids)
Molecular function (GO): ferrous iron binding; ferric iron binding; acid phosphatase activity
Source: RefSeq, a predicted model, not a curated record
UCCAACAAAUUACAUCUACUUAGUAAUUCAAAUACCAAAAAAAGGAAGAAAAAAAAAAACACAAAAACCCCAAAAAAACAAAAAAGGGUAGGGACUGAAGUAACAUAUUGUAUGCUUCUUUCUUGAUUUCCUCUGUUGUCAAAUCUCAACACAGAGCCAUGGCUAAAUUUUCCAAGGAUUCCAUGGUUCUGUGUUUUUGGGUAGUCAUUGUUUUUGUAAUAUCUAGUGCAAGUGCAUCUACUAGGCUUAAGAAAUUUGAUCACCCCACUAGAGGUGAUGGUACUCUUAACUUCUUGGUUGUUGGUGACUGGGGACGAAGGGGUACCUAUAAUCAAUCUCACGUAGCUCACCAGAUGGGAAGAAUUGGAGAAAAGCUAGACAUUGAUUUUGUAUUAUCAACGGGUGACAAUUUCUAUGAUAACGGAUUGACAGGGAUAUAUGAUCCAAAUUUUGUAGAGUCAUUUACUGACAUAUACACAGCAAAGAGCUUGCAAAAACAAUGGUACAGUGUAUUAGGCAAUCACGAUUACAGAGGAAAUGUAGAAGCACAACUCAGUCCUUACCUUAGGAAACUUGAUAGCAGAUGGCUUUGUUUAAGGUCUUUCAUAGUUAAAGCAGAAAUUGCUGAAAUAUUCAUGGUGGAUACCACUCCAUUCGUGCAAGAUUAUUUCACGAACCCUAAAGAUCAUACCUAUGAUUGGCGUGGUGUGAUCCCUCCAAAUGUGUACACUGCAAACGUAUUGAAAGAACUUGAAAAGGCCUUGAGUGAAUCGACAGCAAGAUGGAAGAUUGUACUGGGUCAUCACGCCAUUAGAAGUGUGGGGCAUCAUGGUGACACUCAGCCACUCGUGGAUCGCCUUCUUCCUAUGCUUAGGGCAUACGAUGUUGAUUUUUACAUGAACGGGCACGACCACUGCCUUGAACAUAUUAGUGAUACCGAAAGUCCAAUGCAAUUUUUAGUAAGCGGGGCAGGGUCAAAGGCAUGGAGAGGAGAUGUGAAAGGAUUAAAUAGAGAAGAUGUACAUUUCUUCCAUGAUGGACAAGGUUUCAUGUCUGUCCAGUUGACACCAACAGAGGCAGAGAUCAAAUACUAUGAUGUCUAUGGUAGUGUGUUACAUAGGUGGAAUAGGUCCAAGUUGCUUCACUCUGCUAUUUAGAAUUUCUAAUCGACUGUAAAUACUAAGUUAGAUGUAGAAAAAAAUUGAAUUCUUUUUCUUCGAGAUUGGAUUACACAAAACCUGCCUUGGUUUUGUGAGAGAGUAAUCUCAUGCAUUUAGGGUUCGUUUAGCUUGAUGUAUUAGAUGAAAUAAAAUAUUGUUGCUUUA